Molecule: messenger RNA, 679 nt
Organism: Racocetra fulgida
Lineage: Eukaryota; Fungi; Glomeromycota; Glomeromycetes; Diversisporales; Gigasporaceae
Source: the annotation of a GenBank genome assembly
AUGACUUGGGGUAAAUUUGAUAAACGAUCUAAGCAAAGAUAUAUAGCAACAGAUGAAGAACAUGAUUUGGUGCCAAAUGUGGAUUCAUCCUAUUUUGUUCACGAUAUAUAUAGUGAUGAUGAUAAAUUGAAACAAAUUUUUGAAAGUAAUGAAUUUCAACAGAAAACCAAUGUAAGAAAAUUUAAUGCCAUAUCUCUUGGGAAUCUUUUAAAGUAUGAAAUUCCAUUGGGACGGAAAAUACCAAAUUGGAAUCCUGAAUCAACGGACAUUCCCAAUAAAAUUUGGCUAAACAAAAUUUGGAAAUUUAUUUUGGAAUCAAAUGUUAGUUUGGAAGUAUUUUUACAUUAUCCACUUUUAGAGGUUAUACGUCCAACAAAAGAAUUGACAUUUUUAGACUCAAGACAUCCCUUAAUGGAAUUACCUAAAGAUGACACUCAUUAUGAAGAAUUAAUUCAAAUACUUGAAGCUUUAGGAAUUAGAUUUACUAAUCAUCCCUGGGAUGAAAAACUAAAUGAUUAUAUCUAUAAAUGGACACCAAAAGAAGUUUUAAAAUCAAUACAUUAUGCAGAACAAAAUGGCAAAACCUUUGACGUUUUGAAUGACAAAUCUAAGAUUAAGGCGUUAAGAAAUUUUAUUGUUGAAAAUUGGAAUAGGUUUAGCUCAAGCGACGGAACAAUAG